AUGUCAGCAGAAAGCCGCUCGCCAAGGGUACAGCGGCGGCGGCGGCAGCAGCGCCCCGCUUCGGACGCGGGAGGCGCCGGGGCUCAGGCCCGCCGGGGAAUCGGGCCUUGUUCCCACGAACAAGGCUGGCAGCGGCGGCGGUCGUCGUUCGCAGGGCCCGAG
This is a messenger RNA of Podarcis lilfordi (Lilford's wall lizard), 162 nucleotides long. NCBI's taxonomy places the organism in Eukaryota, Metazoa, Chordata, Lepidosauria, Squamata, Lacertidae. The record is from the annotation of a GenBank genome assembly.